Corylus avellana is the source of this 3018-nucleotide messenger RNA. It is a transcript of the gene ARF8, whose product is annotated as auxin response factor 8. Gene Ontology annotation, cellular component: nucleus. The record is from RefSeq and is a predicted model, not a curated record. Gene Ontology annotation, biological process: response to hormone; regulation of DNA-templated transcription. Gene Ontology annotation, molecular function: DNA binding. Lineage: Eukaryota; Viridiplantae; Streptophyta; Magnoliopsida; Fagales; Betulaceae.
UUUAGUGAACUAAGUUAUGGUAGGUUUGAGUGAGGGUUAGGGUUAUAUAAAUCUCCCUCUGUAAUUACAAAAAACAAAACAAAAAAAGAACAAAGGAAAAGCUUGAUAUGAAGCUGUCAACAUCGGGUUUGAGUCGGUUGGAUCAUGAAGGAGGAGAGAAGAAGUGCCUAAAUUCGGAGCUAUGGCAUGCGUGUGCUGGACCACUGGUGUCCCUACCAACGCCGGGGACUCGUGUCGUCUACUUUCCUCAGGGUCAUAGCGAGCAGGUUGCUGCCACUACUAACAAAGAAGUUGAUGGGCACAUCCCCAAUUACCCGAGCUUGUCGCCCCAGCUGACUUGCCAACUCCACAAUGUCACAAUGCAUGCAGAUGUGGAAACGGAUGAAGUAUAUGCUCAAAUGACAUUGCAGCCUUUGACGCCGGACGAGCAAAAGGAUACAUUUCUCCCUAUGGAAUUGGGGAUUCCAAGCAAGCAGCCGACCAAUUAUUUUUGCAAGACAUUGACAGCGAGUGAUACCAGUACCCAUGGAGGUUUCUCUGUUCCCCGUCGUGCUGCUGAGAAAGUUUUCCCUCCAUUGGAUUUCUCACAGCAGCCGCCAGCUCAGGAACUUAUCGCAAGGGAUCUCCAUGAUGUCGAGUGGAAGUUUAGGCAUAUUUUUCGAGGACAGCCAAAACGGCAUCUUCUUACUACAGGCUGGAGUGUGUUUGUUAGUGCCAAAAGACUUGUUGCAGGGGAUUCUGUUCUCUUUAUCUGGAAUGAGAAAAAUCAGCUUCUUUUGGGAAUUCGGCGUGCCACUCGACCGCAAACUGUGAUGCCAUCGUCGGUUUUAUCAAGUGAUAGCAUGCACAUUGGACUCCUAGCUGCUGCUGCUCAUGCUGCAGCUACCAAUAGCUGUUUUACUGUUUUCUAUAACCCGAGGGCUUGUCCAUCUGAGUUUGUUGUACCCCUUUCAAAAUAUGUUAAAGCUAUAUAUCACACACGUGUGUCAGUUGGAAUGCGAUUCCGGAUGCUUUUUGAGACUGAAGAAUCAAGUGUCAGAAGGUACAUGGGCACGAUAACUGGAAUAAGUGAUCUGGAUCCUGUUCGUUGGCCAAAUUCUUAUUGGCGGUCUGUUAAGGUUGGUUGGGACGAGUCAACAGCAGGUGAGAGGCAGCCAAGGGUAUCUUUGUGGGAAAUUGAACCCUUAACAACUUUCCCCAUGUAUCCGUCGUUGUUUCCCCUGAGACUAAAACGCCCUUGGCAUCCUGGUGUCUCAAAUUUGCUUGAUAACAGGGAUGACGGAGCUAAUGGGUUGAUGUGGGUAAGGGGGGGAACUGGAGAGCAUGGUCUGCACUCUCUUAAUUUUCAAGGAAUGGGUUUGUUACCAUGGAUGCAGCAGAGACUGGACCCAACAUUGAUUGGAAAUGAUCAUAAUCAGCAGUACCAAGCCAUGCUGGCUGCUGGAAUGCAGAACCUAGGAAGUGGCGAUCUCCUAAGACAACAAAUUAUGCAAUUUCAGCAACCAUUCCAGUAUAUUCAACAGCGAGACAGCCAUACUUCACUCUUGCAGCAGCAGCAGCAGCAGCAACAACAGCAACAAGCAAUUAACCAAGCUGUCCCUCAUAAUAUCCUGCAGGCACAAACCCAAGUUUUAACACAGAACCUGCCUCAGCACCUUAUACAGCAACCACUUAACAACCAACAAGAGGAACAGGCACGGCAACAGCAACAGCAACAGCAACAUACCUUUCAGAAUACACUUCAUAGUAGAAGUGAUCAGCUGCAUCAGGGACUGCAGUCAAAUGUGCCUUCUUUUGCGAAAGCAGACUUCAUGGAUCCAAGCACAAAGUUCUCAGGUUCUAUCAGCCCUAGACAGAACAUGGUCAGUUCAUUUUGUCCUGAAGGGAGUGGCAACUUUUUGAACUUCUCCAGAGUUGGUCAGUCUAUGAUAGCUGAGCCGUUACCCCAACAAUCCUGGGCGUCUAAGUACACACAUUCACAAGUCAAUGCUUUUGCCAACUCAAUGUCACACUCAACAUAUCCAGGGAAAGAUGUUACUGAAGAGCCAGAAAAUUGUAAUUCUGAUUCCCAGAAUCCUACUCUUUUUGGUGUUACUAUCGACUCUUCUGGACUUCUACUCCCUGCCACAGUUCCUACAUUUGCUACUUCAGUUGAUGCCGAUGUGUCCUCAAUGCCAUUAGGGGAUUCUGGAUUUCAGAAUUCUUUGUAUGGUUCAGUGCAAGACUCCUCUGAGUUGUUGCGGAGUGCUGGGCAGGUAGACCCACCAACCCAAUCUCGGACUUUUGUCAAGGUUUAUAAAUCAGGGUCCGUUGGGCGUUCACUUGACAUCUCCCGGUUCAGCAGCUAUAAUGAGCUGCGAGAAGAACUGGCUCAGAUGUUUGGAAUUGAGGGGAAGUUAGAAGACCCUCUUAGAUCAGGCUGGCAGCUUGUAUUCGUUGACAGGGAGAAUGAUGUGCUUCUCCUUGGAGACGACCCAUGGGAGGCGUUUGUCAAUAAUGUUUGGUAUAUCAAGAUACUCUCACCGGAGGAUGUUCAUAAAAUGGGUGCAGUUGAAUCCUUCAGCCCACAUGCAGCAGCUCAAAGGCUGAAUAGCAGUGGCGGUGAAGCUCAAGACCUCGUCUCCGGGCUACCAUCUCUUGGCAUGCUCGAGUACUGAGGUUAAUUGGAAAGCAUUUGACACUCUCCCAGAUAUUGCUUCAAGAUUCACUACCGAGAUAAAUCCAAAUAUUGGAUCAACUAGUUUUGGUGUGUAACACCUUAUUCGCCUUAUUUUCUCUCAAAAGUUUACCGCGCGACCUCUUUUUCUAUGACUCUAGUAUAAUGGGUUUGACUUUUAUGGAGAAAAAUUAUACAAGUUCACAACUUAGAUAUAAAAAUCAGAAGGAUUGAAUUUCUAGCAAAUUCUAAACCCGUCCUGAAAAUAUGCUGUUAUGAAAGUAGCUGUUGACACUCACUUUUUGCUGCAUUUUAUUGUGGAUGUUAGUGUGGAUGUCAUCAGAAUUAUUGCUUUUGUGAUA